AUGCCCAACUUAUUUGUCCAAGAUGAGUCGGAAGAUGAAUUGUUACAGGUUGAGCUUUCCAGGCAAAUCGAGCUCGAGAAAGAUACUAAUGAUAACUCACAGGCGCCGCAUUCAAUAUUGCCCAGUGAAUCACCAGCCAAGGACGUAAAGGCAACACAAGAAACUGGUGGUUCGUUGUACCCGCUGAUUCCUAAUGAUAAUGAUACUGACAAUCUGAAACCCAAUAUUGAUGAUAUUAAAGAAGUGGAUAUACAGUUGAACCUUCCCUUAGCCUUCCAACGACAAGUUGUCGAAAACGCGCUUGUGACAGAUGAUCCUUUAAUCAUCAUGGGCAGAGGACUCAGUAUGAUUGCCCUAGUCGCCAACCUGCUGCAUGUCCUCUCUACUCCCACGAAUAUAAAUGGUGUCUCUAAGAGGUCUCUAGUGCUGGUGCUCAAUGCAAGACCAAAUGACAAUUUACACAUUCACGAGGAGUUGCAAGAGCUACAAAUGCUUUCUAACAUUGAUCAACCCGAUGAUGAACAAACUCGACCCUUUCAUGUGAUUAGUGCUGAUUCUCAAACUCUUGAAAAGAGACGACAGUUGUACUUGUCAGGUGGAAUUUUCAGUGUAACUUCGAGAAUUCUCAUUGUAGAUCUUCUGUCAGGAAUUGUUCAUCCAAAUAAGAUAACUGGUAUAGUGGUCUUGAACGCGGAAACCCUGAGAGAUUACUCGAAUGAAUCUUUCAUCCUGGAAAUGUACCGUUCAAAGAAUAAAUGGGGGUUUAUCAAGGCAUUUUCCGAAUCACCAGAAAGUUUUGUGAUGGAGUUCUCACCUUUAAUGAAGAAAAUGAAGGAUUUAAGGCUAAAAAAUGUACUUCUAUGGCCUCGUUUCAGGGUGGAGAUUUCAAAGUGUUUAAAUACGCCUAAUGAUUCAACUAAUAACAAGGUAUUUGAAGUGAAAGUGUCUCUCACCAACUCAAUGUCUCAAAUUCAAUUCGGCUUGAUAGGAUGUUUGAAGAAGUGCAUUGCAGAGCUUAGCAGGAAGACACCAGAUUUGUGGUUGGAGUGGUGGAACAUGGACAACGCAUUGGACAUGAAUUUUCUGAAGUCAAUUGACUCCGUGAUGAUACCAAACUGGCAUCGUAUUUCAUUUGAAUCAAAGCAGUUGAUCAAGGACAUUAGAUUUCUGAGAAAUUUGAUGAAGCUUCUCGUCAGUGGAGAUGCUGUUGAUUUUUAUGAGGAAAUCCAGUUGAGUCUCGAGGCGAAUAAACCUUCAAUAUCUCGUAAAUAUCUCGAAUCGCCGUGGUUAAUGGCCGACGAGUCUCAAAUGGUGAUAUCGUACGCCAAGAAGCGGAUUUUUAGCGACGGAGAAUAUCACCUAGAAGACGUGCCUAAGUGGGAACAACUGAUCAAUAUACUUGAUGAUAUAGCUCAUCAGAAGGCAUCCAAAGAAAUCCUCGGACCCACUCUCAUAAUGUGCUCGAACACUAGGACGUGUAUUCAGUUAGCAAGAGUAUUAACUGUAGCUGAUAAAAAGAAUGGGUUGCGAAAGAACAUGCUUCGUAAAUUGCAGCAUUAUAAAGAGCAAAGAGAAGAACGUAAGAAAAUGGUGCAAGAAGUUAGAGAAAAAGAACCAGAACGAGCUGCUGAAUUAAAUGUUAGUGCAGCAUUUGCUAAAGAACAAGUUGCGACUAAAAGGCGAAGGACGAGAGGGGCAGCAGCAGUGGCAGCUGUUGAGAAAUUAAGGAGCGCCGGCGUUGGAGAGGAUAUCGAGAAUAUUAUUGAUGACUAUAAUAUAAAGCAAGAGCUCGAAACCAUGCCCGGCUUUGAGGAAGGGGAACAAGACGGUUUUUUCGCGAUCCAUAACGAUAAUGACAUGCAAGCUGAAAACUACGAUGAAGAUGAGGAAGUUAAGGAAACGCCUUUUGAAUCUUUCAGAAGCGAGAUAAACCGACAAAUUUGGGAAAAACGUACGGAAGAGUUUGCCUACGUGAGCUCGGGAGAUGAAAUCAUUGUCGAGAAAUUCGACAGUAUAAGUGACGAUACAUUUCUCCAGGAAUUGAUGCCCUCAUUCAUAAUAAUGUAUGAGCCAGACUUAUGCUUCAUACGAAGAGUUGAGAUCCACCGAGCAAUUCAUAGAGAGAUACCACCUAAAGUAUUUUUUUCAUGUAUUAUGGGGAUAGUGUCGAAGAGCAAGGGCAUCUUACUGACAAUCAAAAAGGAAAAGGAUGCUUUUACUAAAUUGAUAAGAGAGCAUGCUAUGUUGGCUCAUCACUUUGAAGCCGAUGAUGAUUUAUCGCAUUUCAAGAAUCUGGCCGAGAGAAAGUUAAAGUUAAAUGGUCUACGGAAAAACAACACUAGAGUAGCUGGUGGUCAAGCAGCAUUAACCGAGUUGACUCAAGAUAUCGUUGUCGUAGACAGUCGUGAAUUCAACGCCUCACUUCCAGGCCUUCUUUACAGAUAUGGGGUCCGGGUUGUCCCUUGCAUGCUAACUGUUGGUGAUUACAUCAUAACUCCAGACAUCUGUGUAGAAAGAAAGUCUAUAUCUGACUUGAUCGGAUCCCUGCAAAACAAUCGGCUGGCGUCCCAAUGCAAAAAAAUGUCAAGGCACUAUAAAUAUCCAACUCUUCUGAUAGAGUUUGAUCAUGGACAGUCAUUUUCCUUGGAACCAUUCAGCGAAAGAAGAAACUAUAGAAGUAAAGAUUCGUCGACUGUCCACCCAAUUUCGAGUAAAUUGUCGCAAGACGAAAUACAAAUGCAACUCUCCAAGUUGGUCAUGAGAUUUCCAGGCCUGAGAAUAAUAUGGUCCUCUUCACCAUUGCAGACCGUCAAUAUCAUUUUGGAACUAAAACUUGGGCGCGAACAACCAGAUCCAACAUUAUCAGUCGGUUUGGGAUCAAAAAUAAAACCUCCUAGUAAAGUUGGAAAGAAGGAUAAGCAGACGGAUGAAGCGGAAAAGCUGACAAGGUUACUGGCUAUACCAGGUAUCUCUAAUGUUGACUAUUUCAACAUUCGAAGAAAAGUCAAAAGCUAUAAAAAACUAGCGAAUCUUUCCUCGCAAGAUUUGACUGAUUUGUUUGGUGAUGACCUGAGAGACAAAAUUACUAUUUUUAUUCAGAAGGAGGAAGACGAUCGCCAGGAUAGUGCCGAUGAUGAUAUGAAUGACGAUUUUAUGAUAGACAAUUGA
Messenger RNA from Torulaspora delbrueckii, 3168 nucleotides. RefSeq names its product ssDNA endodeoxyribonuclease RAD1 (gene RAD1). Gene Ontology annotation, cellular component: nucleotide-excision repair factor 1 complex. Gene Ontology annotation, biological process: double-strand break repair via single-strand annealing, removal of nonhomologous ends; nucleotide-excision repair involved in interstrand cross-link repair; double-strand break repair via homologous recombination. Gene Ontology annotation, molecular function: single-stranded DNA endonuclease activity; single-stranded DNA binding; damaged DNA binding. Lineage: Eukaryota; Fungi; Ascomycota; Saccharomycetes; Saccharomycetales; Saccharomycetaceae. The transcript has a single exon. Bases 1 to 3168 code for a protein of 1055 amino acids. The record is from RefSeq and is a predicted model, not a curated record.